UCUGGCUGCCCUGACCCCUCACGCAUCAAGGCGGAGCUGACAUCUUCAGCCCCAGCCUGCUACGCUCUGGCCAUCAGCCCUGACUCCAAGGUCUGCUUCUCGUGCUGCAGCGAUGGCAACAUUGCCGUCUGGGACCUGCACAACCAGACAAUGGUGAGGCAAUUCCAGGGCCACGCAGACGGGGCCAGCUGUAUUGACAUUUCGAACGAUGGCACCAAGCUUUGGACUGGUGGCCUGGACAACACGGUUAGGUCCUGGGACCUUCGAGAAGGGCGGCAGCUGCAGCAGCACGACUUCACCUCACAGAUCUUCUCCCUUGGAUACUGUCCCACUGGGGAGUGGCUGGCUGUGGGCAUGGAGAGCAGUAACGUGGAAGUCCUCCACGUAAACAAGCCCUACAAGUACCAGCUGCAUCUCCACGAGAGCUGUGUGCUGUCUCUAAAAUUUGCUUAUUGUGGUAAAUGGUUUGUGAGUACUGGAAAAGAUAACCUCCUCAAUGCUUGGUGGACCCCCUAUGGAGCUAGUAUAUUCCAGUCCAAAGAGUCCUCAUCCGUGCUUAGCUGUGACAUCUCUGUGGAUGAUAAGUACACAGUCACUGGCUCAGGGGACAAGAAGGCUACAGUCUAUGAAGUCAUCUACUGAAAACAUGUCAUUUAACAUUUAUAGUUG
This is a messenger RNA of Erinaceus europaeus (western European hedgehog), 669 nucleotides long. Its product is annotated as transducin-like enhancer protein 1. Gene Ontology annotation, molecular function: protein binding; transcription corepressor activity. The coding region runs from base 151 to 642 and encodes 163 amino acids. The record is from RefSeq and is a predicted model, not a curated record. Gene Ontology annotation, biological process: regulation of DNA-templated transcription; negative regulation of canonical Wnt signaling pathway. The transcript has a single exon. Gene Ontology annotation, cellular component: nucleus; transcription regulator complex. Lineage: Eukaryota; Metazoa; Chordata; Mammalia; Eulipotyphla; Erinaceidae.